Gossypium arboreum is the source of this 876-nucleotide messenger RNA. RefSeq lists its product as uncharacterized. The record is from RefSeq and is a predicted model, not a curated record. NCBI's taxonomy places the organism in Eukaryota, Viridiplantae, Streptophyta, Magnoliopsida, Malvales, Malvaceae. The transcript is spliced from 2 exons. The coding region runs from base 1 to 876 and encodes 291 amino acids.
AUGCACUGGAUGAAAAGACUGACUGUUGGUUCUAUAGUAACACCCGAAUAUAAUGGAUGGUUUAGGAAAAGAGUCAAUGACAAUAUUCCAAGACCAAGUUUGGAAAGCGCUCGACCAAUGGAGGAACAGUUACAAGUUGCCCCGUCGGAGUUGGAAAUUAUAAAGCAGGAUUUUGAGAAGAAGAGUUCUGAGUUCGGGAAGAAGAUUGAGCAGUUGAAAAAAGAAAAGAUGCACUUGAAGUUAGAAGUGGAGAUUCAAAAGUCAGAGGCAGAAAAGCUACAAAAAAGGAAGGGUAAAGUUGAGGAAGAUUUGGAAAGUUUGAAAAUAGAUUACAAGAAACUGCGCUUAUCAAUGAGGACUGCUAGGCUAGGAAAGACUUCGGAACAAUGGCGUCAAGAGGAGGCUCAAGCUCGGAACGAAGCUUUGGAAAGAAGUCUAUCAGAGAGUAAGAAUGAGAAGGAUGAACUAAGAGCCAGAGUGGCGGAACUUAAGAGAUCUCUAUGUUUAUACCGGAAUCGUAAUUCUGUGACUGAAUUGAAAGCAAGCUUAAGUAAGAUCGAGGAGAAGAAAGGGAAAAUAGAAAAGUUAGAAACCGCAUUGCAGAGUUGUGAAAUGAGGAUUGAGUUCUUGGAGGCAAAUGAGGAGCAAUGGAAGAAUCAACUUCAUCAAUCUCAAGACCAAGUUAGAAGCAGGGAUUACAUCAUGGGAGAAGUUGUAAUGCAAAUUCGAGAAGUAGCUGACUACUUGCAGCCCUUGGCAGUACAGGUGGACGUAUUAAGUGUGAAGUAUGAGCUGGAGUCAGAUAGGGGACAAGAAUUAGCUUCAUUGCUUAGGAAAAUUAAGGCCCAGAGUGUUAGGGCAAAGCCGUAUUUGUAA